This is a messenger RNA of Oncorhynchus tshawytscha (Chinook salmon), 2952 nucleotides long. RefSeq names its product eukaryotic peptide chain release factor subunit 1. Gene Ontology annotation, cellular component: translation release factor complex; cytosol. Gene Ontology annotation, molecular function: translation release factor activity, codon specific; sequence-specific mRNA binding. NCBI's taxonomy places the organism in Eukaryota, Metazoa, Chordata, Actinopteri, Salmoniformes, Salmonidae. Gene Ontology annotation, biological process: cytoplasmic translational termination. The record is from RefSeq and is a predicted model, not a curated record. The transcript has 11 exons. The coding region runs from base 188 to 1528 and encodes 446 amino acids.
UUCCAGCCGCCUCCCCAACAUGACAUGAGGGCCCAUCGCACCAUGCGUACUAGCAAGAACAAACCGGCUUGAGUGGAGCUACUACUCGACAACGUCAGGGCUGACGACAACUACUAAAUAGCUGUCAUUUGAGAGAUAAAGUGCAGACAAAACGGCGCUUUGGGGUCCUGAAUAGACAACGGAAGAAAUGGCGGACGACCCCAACGCAGCGGAUAGGAACGUGGAGAUAUGGAAGAUAAAGAAGUUGAUCAAAAGUCUGGAAGCUGCUCGGGGGAAUGGCACGAGUAUGAUAUCCCUGAUCAUCCCACCUAAGGACCAGAUCUCCAGAGUGGCCAAGAUGUUGGCUGAUGAGUUUGGCACUGCAUCCAACAUUAAAAGCAGAGUCAACAGGCUCUCUGUGCUUGGAGCCAUCACAUCUGUACAGCAGAGACUCAAACUCUACCAUAAAGUGCCUCCCAACGGCUUGGUUGUGUACUGUGGCACCAUUGUGACUGAUGAGGGCAAAGAGAAAAAAGUCAAUAUUGACUUUGAGCCUUUUAAACCAAUCAACACUUCUCUGUAUCUCUGUGACAACAAGUUCCACACAGAGGCUCUUACAGCAUUGCUCUCAGAUGACAGCAAGUUUGGUUUCAUUGUGAUUGAUGGAAGUGGCGCCCUCUUCGGAACCCUACAGGGCAACACCAGGGAGGUGCUGCAUAAGUUCACAGUGGACCUACCCAAGAAGCACGGCAGAGGAGGACAGUCUGCCUUGCGUUUUGCUCGUUUGAGGAUGGAGAAGAGACAUAACUACGUGCGGAAGGUGGCAGAGACGGCAGCCACGCUUUUUUUGUGCAACGACAAGGUCAACGUAGCAGGCAUGGUCUUAGCUGGUUCAGCUGACUUCAAGACGGAGCUCAGCCAGUCAGACAUGUUUGACCCGAGGCUUCAAGCUAAGAUCCUGAAGCUGGUUGACAUAUCAUAUGGUGGGGAGAAUGGCUUCAACCAGGCCAUUGAACUGUCCGCAGAAGUGCUUACCAAUGUCAAAUUCAUCCAGGAGAAGAAACUAAUAGGACGAUACUUUGAUGAGAUCAGCCAGGAUACGGGGAAGUACUGCUUUGGGGUGGAAGACACACUGAAAGCCAUGGAAAUGGGUGCUGUUGAGAUCCUGAUUGUUUAUGAGAACCUGGAUACCAUGAGAUACAUCCUACGUUGCCAUGGAGCAGAGGGACUUGCUAUGGCGGAGAAGGGUACCGAUGAGAAGACGUUGUAUUUGACGCCAGAGCAGGAGAAAGACAAGUCUCACUUCACAGACAAAGAGACUGGUCAGGACCAUGAGCUGAUCGAGAGCUUGCCAUUACUUGAAUGGUUCGCCAAUAGCUAUAAGAAGUUUGGAGCCUGUCUGGAGAUUGUCACUGACAAGAGCCAAGAAGGAUCCCAGUUUGUAAAAGGCUUUGGUGGAAUUGGUGGGAUCUUGCGGUACAGGGUGGAUUUCCAGGCCAUAGAGUACCAAGGAGAAGACGAUGAGUUAUUUGAUUUGGAUGACUACUAGGUAGUUGAGACUGACGUGAGGGGAAAAAAAUAUUCAUCAAUUGGAAGGCUUUCCCUGAUUUGACCAAGACUGGUGGAGGGAAAGCAAGUCAUCAGGAGAGAGACCUAGACCUUCAAACAAAAGAGAUAGACGUGAUACCGUAUAUCAAUGGAUCCCUGACUUGAAGCAGUGACUCCAUCUCCUGUUUGGAGGGAGCUUGUCUUGGUUUGUUUCUCUCCACUUAAUGACAGAUUCAAAGUGACUGACAGCAAGGCCAUGCUCCUCCUGCCUGCUUGGCCUGCUUUAGGCCACAGUGAUAGAAACCUGUUUUUCUCAUCACUCCCUACUUUCUUCUUAUCAAUGCAAUUUCCCUCUAUCUUUUUUGUCUUUUUUUACUGGUACUUGCUGCUGUUGAGUUUUAUGAGAUUCUGAUUAUUUUGUUUUCAUUUUUUAAAUAAAAUGUAUGUAGUGGGCAGGGAAAAAAUAAUUCAAUUGGAACUGCUUGACUUCCAUAUCCUGCCUCCUAUCUUUAAUUCAGUAUCUGCUUUGUUUUGUCCCAUUUUCCCCUCUGGUAAUUUAUCCACUGUUGCAGGUGCUGUACUCUGAGCCUAUACUGUUCUCUUGUACCUGUUUUCAUUUUGAGGACCUGUGUCCUUUAUUACUCAUACAGACUUCCCAGAGCUGAGAUUUAGAAUUGUACAGCUACAUUGUCUGUUUUUAUAUUGCCUUGUACACUACACACCCUAACCAAUCUGUCUCAUUCAGUAUAAUGAACCAUGCCCUCAGUGCAGUGCACCAUGCAUACUUUCAUGUUCCCCAGAGGCAUCUGUGUCCAAUGUUAACUGUGAUUGAUUGUCUGAAUUGCACAGUGACAGGAAACUGACCAAUCUGAGAGCUAGUGUGGUUGUUGUUAGGCAGUUGUGUGUGGCUUGACUUCCAGGCAUAUUACUGGUAUGAGUAAUCCUCUAGUUCUAUCGACAUCAAUUGAAACUUGAAUGUGGAUACUGCCAAUACAAAAGUUGAGUGCAGCCCCUCUCCCCCCCUUACUGUUACAUACUGUUGGAUUGAAAGACUCCUGCCAAGCUCUGUUUCUCCCUACCAACAAGUCACAGAACAUUUUGGUCAGAGGCACUGGAUGUUUAUUUGGGGGUAUUUGUGGCUUGCAUGGUCUAAAAAAAGAAAUUGUCAGCCUGAAUGUGAGCUAUAUAUAUAAAAAGAAGAAGCUUUAAGGGCCUUGACUAUUGUCUGAAUCUGGCACGUAAGAAUGGUGUGUUGUGAUGGUUCUGCAUAGUUCAUUUUGGGGCACAGUGAGCAGUUUUAUCUAGUAAUGAAUGGGAUGAGUCUACUUUGCAACAUCAAGCCCAUAUUAUGACAUUUUCUAGAUUUCAUCUAUUCAUCUGUCACCAUUUUGUAUGAGACGUAUUAAAUGUCCUCAUUGUUUGCAA